CUCAAUCAGGAAGUGAAGAAAACAACUACGAAGAAUAAGUUGGAUAAAAUUCAUCAUUUCUGUUGUUUUCACCCGAGUCUUCGUUCAGAAUCUGUCGGUGUAUUUGUGGUUUGGACUGAGGAUAAAUAAAACAUUCACGGUCAUGGAGAGUAUUUGCCCUUGUUAGAAGAACCAUCUCAUAGACAGCCAGCUCGUAGGUGGCGGUAAAAAGGCGCAUAGUCUAAAUCAGCUGGUGGUCAUGUGUGAAGCUGUGGUCUGAUGCCCACCCUGACCUCAGCGCUGGCCAUGGACGGGGAGAACUACCUGCAUCCAGAAGGUCCUCAGCUGGACAGCAGCUUGUUCUCUGUGGCCCCCUCAAACACUGAGACUUCAAUAUAUGCCUCUUCUGGUUCCUGGGGAUCCUUCUCUCAGCAGGCUGGAUACAGCAUACACUGCCCUAUGCAAUCUGGAAACCAGCAAUACCACUUGAACAGCAGCACUACCACCAAUAUUCCAGAUAUGCACAUGGACAUCUACUCUGGACUCCCUGAUAUGGACUUUUCCCUCAGCUUCCCAAGGAAUGGAGAUUUUCCCCAGGAUCUGUCUUACAUCGAUGACUUCUCCGGGAACUCGCUGUUCUCCUCACCGGCUGACUCGCUAUCAGAGUAUGCCGAUACCCAGUCCUUCAUCAGCACAGACAACCUGGACACAGUGCCCACGCUCUGGGAUAUCAACACUAGUAACACCACCACACCAGCACAGAGCAGCUUAGAGCAGAAUGGCACCAGCAGGUUUCAAGGCUUGGCCAGUUUGGAUGAUAUAAGCGCUAUUAUCAGCACUCCACCUUUAGGAGGACUCCAGGCUCAAAGAACCCAGCCACCACCAGAAGAGGAAGAUGAUGCUGAGGAGGAGGAGACGGAGGAACUUGGACAUGUUGACACAUAUGCUGAGUACAAACCCUCCAAAUCCACUAUAGGAAUUUCUCAUCCAGACAUAGUGGUGGAAACAAAUACGUUAUCCAGUGUCCCCCCACCUGACAUCACAUACACUCUAUCUAUCCAUGAAUCAACUAUUAACAGCGGCAUGCUGUCUGCUCUGCAGCUCGAGGCUGUCAUCUAUGCCUGCCAGCAACACGAGGUAAUUCUUCAGAACAACCAGAGGGCAGGCUUCUUGAUCGGCGAUGGGGCAGGCGUCGGGAAGGGGCGCACUGUGGCAGGAAUCAUCUUAGAGAACUACCUUAAGGGGAGGAAGAAAGCACUGUGGUUCAGCAUAUCCAAUGACCUGAAAUUUGAUGCAGAGAGAGAUCUCAAAGACAUAAAUGCACUGAAUAUUCCUGUGCAUGCCUUAAACAAGAUAAAGUAUGGAGACACAGCUACCUCAGAAGGAGUCCUGUUUGCAACUUAUUCAGCGCUGAUUGGAGAGAGCCAGGCGGGAGGGCAGCACCGGACGAGAAUUAAACAAAUCCUGGACUGGUGCAAACCAGACUUUGAUGGAGUUAUUAUUUUUGAUGAAUGCCACAAAGCCAAGAAUGCCACAUCUACAAAGAUGGGCAAGGCAGUGCUUGACCUGCAAAGCAAGCUGCCACGGGCCAGAGUGGUGUAUGCCAGUGCCACAGGUGCCUCUGAGCCAAAGAACAUGAUCUAUAUGAGCCGCCUGGGAAUAUGGGGUGAGGGCACACCUUUCAGAGCCUUUGAUGACUUCCUGCACGCCAUUGAGAAAAGAGGUGUUGGGGCCAUGGAGAUAGUUGCCAUGGACAUGAAAGUGAGCGGGAUGUAUAUUGCCAGACAGCUGAGCUUCUCAGGGGUUUCUUUCCGGAUUGAGGAGAUUGGUCUGGACAGUGAUUUCAAACAGGUGUAUAAUGAAGCUGCCAAACUGUGGGCGGAAGCGUUGAAAGUCUUCAUGCACGCAGCCAACGAGCUGGGCCUGAGCAGCAGGAAGUCUCUGUGGGGGCAGUUCUGGUCUUCUCACCAACGCUUCUUCAAAUAUCUCUGUAUCGCUGCCAAAGUCCGCUGCCUCGUGGAGCUGGCCAAGAAAGAGCUAGAGGCUGGAAAGUGCAUUGUUAUCGGGCUGCAGUCCACUGGAGAAUCACGCACCAGAGAAGUCUUGGAUGAGAAUGACGGGCAUCUUGACAGAUUUGUUUCUGCAGCAGAAGGAGUAUUUCAUUCUCUUGUAAUGAAGCAUUUCCCAUCAGAGAAACAGAGGAGAGAGAAGGCACCGGGAAAUAAGAGGAGACGGAAGCCCAGAGGUCGCCAAACCAAGGUGCCCAAGCACACAGUGGACAGCGGCGGCGUGAUCAACAUCACUGAUGACAGCAGCACCGACUCCGAUGGCAUGGACACAGACUCCAACUCCUCACCAGACUCCCUGCAAGACAACGAUGACGUCAUCUUUGUCAACCACACUAGCCUACAGUCAGCAAGGAUAGAAGAGAUGAAACAGGGCCUCCUCAACAAAAUAUCAGAACUGGGAAAAAAACUACCUCUCAAUACAUUGGAUGUGCUCAUUGAUUUGUUUGGAGGACCAGAUAAAGUCUCUGAGAUGACUGGUCGCAAAGGUCGUGUAGUGCGACGUCCAGAUGGCAGCGUGCGUUACGAGUCACGAGCUGAGCAAGGUCUCACAAUAGACCACAUCAACAUCAAGGAGAAGGAUCGGUUCAUGAGUGGAGAGAAGUUGGUGGCCAUCAUCUCAGAGGCAGCCAGCUCUGGGAUUUCCCUUCAGGCAGACAAGCGGGUGAAAAACCAGAGACGCCGGGUCCACAUGACCCUGGAGCUGCCUUGGAGUGCAGACAGGGCUAUUCAGCAGUUUGGUCGAACUCAUCGGUCCAAUCAGGUGACAGCGCCAGAGUACAUCUUCCUCAUCUCUGAGCUGGCUGGGGAGAGACGCUUUGCCUCCAUUGUGGCAAAAAGACUAGAAAGCUUGGGUGCAUUAACCCACGGAGACAGAAGAGCCACUGAAUCCAGAGACCUGAGCAAGUACAAUUUUGAAAACAAGUAUGGUAACAAGGCACUAGAUAAAAUCACCAAAGCUAUUCUUGGCCACAUAGACAACAAGGUGCCCCCUCCCAAAGGAUACCCUGGGGGUGAUGCCAUGUUCUUUAGAGACAUGAAAGAGGGAAUGAAGAAUGUGGGCAUCUUUUGUAAUGAGCCUCGUCUUGGGAUCAGCACUGAGAAAGACUGCAGCAUCACCAAGUUCCUGAAUCGCAUCCUGGGUCUGGAGGUCCACAUGCAGAACUCUCUCUUCCAGUACUUCAUUGAUAACUUUGACUACCUGAUUGAGAAAGACAAGAAGGAGGGCAAAUAUGACAUGGGAAUACUAGAUCUUGCUCCGGGUAAUGAUGAGAUUUAUGAGGAAAAGCAGGAAACUUUCCUGACACCUGGAAAUCCUCAGGAUGGACAGGUUGUUCUUUAUAAGAUCAGCGUGGACAGAGGAAUGCCCUGGGAUGAGGCCUACAGUAGGUCACAGAAGCUUAGUGGUCCCGAUGAGGGAUUCUAUCUUUCCCAGAAGCUGCGAGGUAACAGCCCAUGUGUGCUGCUAGCUGAACAAGGAAGAGGCAAAAACUUCAUUGUCUACAAGCCCAACAUUGGCAAGCAGACCCACCCUGAGAGCCUCGACAACCUGCUGCAACGUUACCGGAAGGUAACUCCUGAGGAAGCCAAUGAGAUCUGGGAGAACCAGUUCACCUUCUCUUUCAAGAAGUGUAGUCACGCUAACUGGAAUGGAAAGUGUAAGAAGAUUGAAGAAGGGCAGGAGUGUCUGCAGGGCAUGCGCCUCCGUCAGUACCACAUGUUGUGUGGAGCUUUGUUGCGGGUGUGGAAGCGGGUGUCCGACGUGGUGUCUGACAUCACCAGCUCCAGCAUCCUGCAGAUCGUCCGCCUUAAAACUAAGCAGCACAAUAAGCAAGUUGGCAUCAAGAUCCCAGAGAACUGCGUGGCACGUGUGCGUGAGGAGCUUCUGCAAAUGGACGAGGAGGUGAAGAAGAGGCGAAAAGAGAAGGAGCGGCAGGAGCAGAUGCGUAAAAUAGAGCAGGAGAACAAGCACCUCCUGGCAAAUCUGUUCAGUCAGAAACCCCUUCUCAACCAGUCCCUUGCUCAGACUCUUGGUCAGAGGCAGAUGCAUAAGCAGGAACUAAACCAAUACACUCUACCGAGAACUCAUAUGGGGAACAUCUCUCAGCUACAGGGAAUGCAAGCCCAAAACCAGUCUGCCUUGCAGCAGUUCCCCCAUAAUUUGUCCAUGCUGUCCUUACAGAGAAAUCUCAGCCAAACCCAGCAAAACACCCACAACAGCUGGCCCAGCAAUUCCACCUCCUCCACCAACAACAGCUCCCUGUCCAAUACAUUCGAUUUCUCCCAGUUUUGCCCCCCGUCUUUUAUAUCCCCUUUUCAACAACCGACGAACCCGUCUCUUGAACUCCAGACUACGCAGUCCCCCAACUUGUCUUCCAAGAAUUCCCUGGAAGAGAUCUUGGACCUGACCAUGAGCUCACCAUCCCCCUCACCAGAAAACACAGAGGGUGGGCUGAGUCUGGACAACCUGACGGCCAACCACGUAAACUUUGUUGAUAACUUUAAUCUAGAGGCUCUGAUUUCCCAGAGUGCUACGAACACCCAGCCAGCUGUACCAACACAACAGCCUCUGAGUCUUCAUCAGCAGCAGCAGCAACACCUGCAGGCCUCGCAGCAGCAGAAUCACAACCUGCUGGCCAAUAACGACCACCAUGACUUACUAGAUUUAUUUGCCUCACACCUGACUCCCCAGAUGCCCACACAGAAAGCCAGCCCUUCGUCCUCUACCUCCUCCUGCUCUUCUACGUCCUCCACCUCUUCUGUAUCAAACAACCUGGCCUCUUUCUUUCCCAGCCCGUCCUCCUCCUCCUCCUCUUCACUGUUUUCCAACUCUUCCUCUUGCUUCCCUUCGACCUAUCACCUCCAACAGUCAGACUCUGCUUCGUUACCAAACGGCCACUGCAGCUCCGGCGCUCUAGACGUCCGUGAGGCUCUAAACAGCAUGCUACAGGCCGGGCCAGACCGCAAGUCUGUCAUCCGGUACCAUCAACAAGACUAAGAGCUUAAACAGUCACAACUUGUACGAACUUUGGGUUUUUUUGUUUGUUUUUUUGGUGUUUUGACUUUAAAAAGUAGAUUGCAUCUUGUUUGCUGCUGUCUAUAUUUGCGACCUUGGACCUAUUCCCUCUCCCCUCAGGGCCUUUAGUCAAGUCACUGCCUGUCCUGCGCUGGCCUAAUCCUUCUAUCCAUCUGUAGCGUUCACCGGCUCAUGGCUGUCGAGACGAUGGCAGAUUCGAUCAGUAUCAGAUUUCUGCACCAAAGUGCGUCCUCCACGGUAAAGGCAGCUGUUCAUUUUUUUUUUUUUUUUUAACAAAAAGGAAGUGGAAAAACUAAACAUGCGAUAAAUGUCCAAACAUCCGUUGAGAUGUGGAAAUCUCGCAUAAACCUCCUGCUGCUGAUUUUAACGAGGUAAGAUCGGUGAUGUUGCUGGAAGCUCGAAAUGCCUUUCACCAGUUUGAACCACACCUACAGGCUCUGCUUUACUGUUACUUAGCUGUUCAUUGCUGUUUGAAAAAAAAAAGAAGAAACAAGAGAUAGUGCUGAACUGGAAGAAGAACGGAGAAAAAGACAUGAAAUCUUUUAACUGAUUAGCCAUGAAAUGCCUCAGUUUUCGGUUUUCCUCAACGUGCUCCCUCUUGGAUCUCUCCCUGCCUGUAUGAACACUAGUGUGAGGAAAAAGAGAGAGGAAGAGCAUUCUGCUGUUGCAAACAGUGCCUUCAGAGAAAUCUAUAAAUGCAGUCUUUAAAGUUCAUGUAGCCUAAUGUAUAGAUUUGUACUCCUGAACAGUGGUUUUAAUAUUAAUUUAAUAUGAUAUAUUUGUAUUUAACUUUUGGCCCCCUCAGUGAGUCAGUCGGUUAGUUUUAUGUUGCAUGAUGCUGGUGUUGGGUUUCAGUAAGACGCCUCCAUGUAGCCUGUAAAUGCCUGCUAGAUUGUUAUGAAAACUGCCCUUUGGAUCAGAAUUAGAAAAAAAAACUUAAUGUCAGGAAAAUUCUUUUUAAGUUAGUAAAGAUCGUAAAAGUGUUACAAUGAAGAUGCAAUAAAAUAAGAGGGAAGCGUGGUGGUUGAACAACCCAGUGGAUGACAUUGCACUCGGAUGGCUGGUUAGCAGAAAGAGGGACGUAACAGCAAGCGCGGCACGUAAAAACUCACUGCAGAGGGGAUGUCGUCCUGUGGCUAACGGCUGAAUAUGAGGGUUGUAAAACUGUUCAAACUGCCUGAUGGGAAGCGGAGUAUUUUCAAGCCGCCACAUAUCUGCAAAACACAUAACACUACGCUCGCUAAGGCUGUUAGCUUCUCCAUCCUUUUGCCCCGCAAUCUCACAUUUCACAUGAUGACAGACAGGAGAAUAUUCGUCUCUGUUGAUGCACCCUGAGCGUGCUCUCCUCUUGAUUUCUGCAGGUUUAGUAAGCUUGUCCUUUCUGUCCCCGUUCCCGAGGCUUAGUGGCAUAGUUGGUUGUUUGGCAGAAUUGAUACCAAUAAAAUUAACCCCCCCACCUCUUUUAUUUUUUUUUUUUUUUACAUUUAUAGACGUGACAAUAACAGAUUUGUGAUGCGACUCCCGUUUUGAUUUGGGGUGCCUCAGGAAAGUCUUGAGUCUUUUUGUGUGUGUGUCUGUUUGUAUAUGUGUCAUUGGGAACUUCAUCAAUAUCAGAUUUUUUUAAUACCAAUGGUUAAGACAGAAUAUAUUGUCUUUAUCAUGUUAAGUUCUGAAAAAGAGAUCCCUGUUAGUUUUUAAUAACUUAAUUAUGCCUUCUUUAAUGCUGGGUUCCAGUGGAGUUCAACAGAUUGCAACUAUUUAUCUAAAUUUUGUCCAUUUCAGCCUUGAAACACAUGAGCUCAUCACAUUGAGUGUGUGAUAGUACCUGUAUUAUCUGGCCAUCUUUUUGUGAAAGCGAUGCACUGGUUUGUGACAAAAAAUGCCAGAAGUUCAAGUGAUCAAAAAGCAAUAAAAUCAUGUCAUACAUCAGUCGUGAAAUGGAAAUGCCUAAGCAAUGUUUACGCUCAACAGGCAAAGCUUUGUGAUUAUCUUUGCAUGGUUUCUUGUUUCUGUUGUGCUUCAUUCUGAAAUGCUUACAACUUUUUGUAAAAUACAUUUUGACAGAAUGAGCGCGAUGCGUUCUCAAUGUUUUAUUCAUCGUUAUAUAAAAAGUUAUUUAUAUUUAAGGGAUAUUUAGAUUUUAGAUACGUUAUCAUCUUGCUUAAUAUAAUAGUUAACGACAUGUUCAGUCAGGGACGUUACUCAUUUUCAAGAUUACUAUAAAAACAAAUUCUAUUAUAACCUGCCACCAAAUAAGAUUGCACUGUUCUGUACUGCUGUACAGUGUCUGGAUUUAUUCUGCUUUUCUUAGUUUUGCUUUGCUCUAGUAGAAACAUUUCUCUGACUUGUAGACCUACGUCAGGCCUUCGGUUUGCAGAGAUACCAAAGUGUUCCACAAACACCCCUGAAGUUACCGGCUCUAAGAUACGAGACCUUUUAUCAAUCUCAGGAAGAAAACCUAAAAGAGGUGUAACAUUGGGGCGUUACCAGAAAUAUAUAAUUUCCCCUUUUAACAGUGGUGAAACUAAUGCGUACAUGGUCUGUUUUUUGUUUCUUUUCUUUAUGUUUUUUUCUUGACUAUGUGCUGUGACCUUGCUGUAUUUAUAUUUUAGACUUAAUGUGAUGGGUUUGUUGUUUGUCUUUGUGAAAAUGUCAGUGAUUCUAAAUGUUUAUGCCAUCUUAGGGCAAAGAUCAAAGGCUGUUUCUUUUUAAGAAGCAUUAUCUUUUCUUUGUUUUUUUAUUUGCGCUGCAGCUCUCAGAACAUUUUCAUUCAUGCAAACGCUGACAGACGUUGGCGUCGAGUCACACCUGGGUCAUACUGUAAUGUGCAAUUGAUCUAUCCCUGCCUCCAUCCCCCUCCCUCAGUGGAACAGAUGGUUAAAUUUAGGAUUAGACAAACUCAAUAUUAGUCUUUUAGUUGCAAAAUCUCCCCUCUGUAAGUUUCCCUUAUCCGCUCAUCUACUUUGCUUUUGAUAUUCCUCCUCGGCCACAUUCCAAGACAUCAGUCUGCAAACAGUUUUGCCUUUCAUUUUGUAUUUGUUUGCAAAAAUACAGCUUUAUGCAUUUGAGGGAUAUGGAUAGCAAUUUCUGGAAAAAUAAGCCUUUUUUUUCAAAUGAUUCUUUAUUUGUGUAGUUAGGCCUUUAAUCGUUUUUAUUUUUUUGCACUAAGUAUGGCAUAAUCCAGUUACUGUUCUCGUGUUGGUUAUGAUGAACAGUACAAGCUUGUUCCUGUUCCUUAAUGGAUUGCUCUGUGUAUACUGUAACCAUCUUUUCUUGUUUCUCCACCAUUUGCAUAUUAUAUAAAUGUUAUCUCUUUGAAAUAAUUUAUUGCUAACAAAAAAAAAUGAAACAAAAAACAUGCUACUGAUUGUAUGUAUUUUUAAACAAAGCCUAUUUUUUCUGUAUAAAACAAAAACUGUGUUUAGCACUUUUAUCCUGGGUUGUGCUUUUUGUUUUCUAUAUAUUUAUAAUUUAGAUCCAAAUGUAUAUAUUGUAAAAUUUGUGCCUUUCAACUAAUUCUUUAAAAAGGUUUUCUACUCAUUAAAGGAAGGACUAUAUAAAAAUGCAAUCUUAACUUUGUAAACAAAUAAAAAAAAAAGAUUGCUGAAACUGAA
Melanotaenia boesemani (Boeseman's rainbowfish) is the source of this 8696-nucleotide messenger RNA. It is a transcript of the gene sbno2b, whose product is annotated as protein strawberry notch homolog 2. Gene Ontology annotation, biological process: regulation of DNA-templated transcription. The record is from RefSeq and is a predicted model, not a curated record. Gene Ontology annotation, cellular component: nucleus. Lineage: Eukaryota; Metazoa; Chordata; Actinopteri; Atheriniformes; Melanotaeniidae. The transcript is spliced from 32 exons. Gene Ontology annotation, molecular function: chromatin DNA binding; histone binding. Bases 259 to 5043 code for a protein of 1594 amino acids.